Messenger RNA from Corylus avellana, 3263 nucleotides. Lineage: Eukaryota; Viridiplantae; Streptophyta; Magnoliopsida; Fagales; Betulaceae. The record is from RefSeq and is a predicted model, not a curated record.
AAAGAAGAGAAAGUCAGAGAGAGAGAGAGAGAGAGAAGAUGAAGAGGCAAAGGUGAGAGAUUUUCUUUGAGUGUUUCUUCCGAAGUUUGUUUGCUUUCCAAAGAACACCGACACUGGUGGGUUGUGGUGGUGAGGUAGGUUAAAGUAGAAGUAUUUAAUAUAUUUAGGAAGCGAGCGUUCAAACGACAAUGUAUGGGGAUUGUCAAGUAAUGUCAACAAUGGGAGGGAACGUAGUUUCCUCAGAAACCCUAUUUUCGUCGUCGCCAAUCCAAAACCCUAACUUCAACUUCAUGCCUUUCCAGACUUUCCCUCCCAUAAUUGCUAAAGAAGAAAACGGGCUUCUCAUAGGGAAGGAUGAGGUGGAGAGUGGUUCUGGGAGUGAACAUGUUGAAGAAAAGUCAGGGAACGAGCUAGAAAGUGAGCAGCCUCCCAAGAAGAAACGCUACCAUAGGCACACCUCUCGCCAGAUCCAAGAAAUGGAAGCUUUGUUUAAGGAAUGUCCACACCCAGAUGAUAAGCAGAGGCUGAAACUCAGCCAAGAACUUGGGCUGAAGCCACGGCAAGUGAAGUUCUGGUUCCAAAACCGGCGAACCCAGAUGAAGGCACAACAAGACCGGGCAGAUAAUGCGGUACUUAGAGCAGAGAAUGACACUCUAAAGAAUGAGAAUUUCCGGCUACAGAGGGCACUAAGCAAUGUUGUCUGUCCUAAUUGUGGUGGUCCGGGGAUGAUCGGAGGGGAGAUGGGCUUGGAUGAACAGCAAAUUCGCCUCGAAAAUGCCCGCCUCAGAGAAGAGCUUGAACGUGUUUGUUGUAUGGCUUCACAAUAUUCUGGGCGGCCAAUCGAAGCAUUACCACCAGCUCCUUCACUGAUGCCCCUUUCAUUGGAUUUGGAUAUGAAUAUGUAUUCGAGGCACUUCCCUGGCGACCCAAUGGCUCCAUGCACAGACAUGAUUCCGGUGCCCAUGUUAAUGCCGUCAGAAACAUCUUCCCACUUCUCCGAAGUCGGUCUAUUGUCAGAAGAGGAAAAGUCGAUGGCGAUGGAGCUUGCAGCCUCGUCGGUGGAGGAACUGGUGAAAAUGUGCAAAGGAAGUGAGCCGCUUUGGAUGUCGAGCAAUGAAAAUGGAAGAGAAGUGCUUAAUUUUGAGGAGCAUGCGAGGAUGUUUCGGUGGCCAUUGAACCUCAAGCAGCACUCCAAUGAGUUGAGGACUGAAGCCAGCCGUGAUAGUGCUGUUGUUAUAAUGAAUAGCAUCACCCUAGUCGAUGCCUUUCUUGAUGCUAAUAAAUGGAUGGAGUUGUUUCCUUCAAUAGUUUCUAGAGCAAAAACCAUUCAAGUUAUAUCGUCAGGUGAUUCUGGACAAGCAACUGGGUCUCUUCAACUGAUGUAUGCAGAAAUGCAAGUUGUGUCUCCGUUGGUGCCGACUAGAGAGGCUCAUUUCCUUCGAUAUUGCCAGCAGAAUGCGGAGGAGGGGACAUGGGCAAUUGUUGAUUUCCCAAUUGAUAGCUUCCAUGACAACCUCCAGCCUUCCUUUCCCAGAUACAACAGACGCCCCUCUGGCUGUCUUAUUCAAGAUAUGCCUAAUGGCUACUCAAGGGUAACAUGGGUAGAACAUGCAGAGGUGGAGGAGAAACCCGUCCAUCAGAUAUUCAGUGAGUACGUGUACAGUGGGAUGGCAUUUGGAGCGCAACGCUGGUUAGCUGUCUUGCAGCGACAAUGCGAGAGAGUUGCAAGCCUCAUGGCCCGAAAUAUAUCCGACCUUGGAGUGAUACCCUCUUCAGAAGCACGAAAGAACAUGAUGAAGUUGGCUCAAAGAAUGAUAAGAACUUUCUGCAUUAACAUCAGCACGUCAAGUGGGCUUAUAUGGACGGCUCUGUCGGAUAACCCAGACGACACCGUUCGAAUUACCACAAGGAAAAUCACUGAGCCUGGACAACCGUACGGCCUCGUACUUUGUGCUGUUUCCACUACUUGGUUGCCCUGUUCUCAUUACCAAGUCUUUGAUCUCUUGAAAGAUGAACGGCGUAGAUCUCAGCUUGAUGUUCUGUCCAAUGGGAAUUCCUUACAUGAGGUGGCUCACAUCGCUAACGGCUCUCAUCCAGGAAAUUCCAUUUCUCUUCUUCGCAUCAACGUAGCCAGCAACUCAUCCCAGCAUGUGGAGCUAAUGCUGCAAGAGAGCUGCACAGACGAGUCCGGGAGCCUCGUUGCGUACACAACCAUCGACGUGGACUCCAUCCAGCUCGCCAUGAGCGGCGAGGACCCCUCCUGCAUUCCCCUCCUACCCAUGGGCUUUGUCAUGGUUCCCGCCGGAUCCACCGCCGACACCGCUAACGUUUCCGGCGACGGCAACCCAAUCUCAUCAUCUGAAGACUCGAUUAAUGCACCCACUUCUUCUUCAGGCUGUCUACUCACGGUAGUGCUCCAAGUUCUUGCAAGCACAAUCCCAUCAGCAAAGCUCGACCUCUCCAGCAUCACCGGCAUCAACAACCACUUGUGUAACACGAUGCACCAAAUUAGUGCCGCUCUCAGUAACACCAACACCAACACCAGCUGCCCUGAUAAUGCUAGCGUUAUAGGUUCUUGCAUUGAGCCCGCUACUACAGCACCAGUACCCAAGCAAUAGCUUGGAAGUUGUGUAUCCUGAAAUUGUUAGCAAUUUGUGCAGGUAAUCUAAGAGAGAGCUCAUACGGAAUCCACGCAUUCAAAAUAAAUUUUGGGUUGUUUGGCUCCUUUUCGGAUAGAUGGAUUCUAUAUGAACUCUCUCACAUUAUCUGCCCAAAUUAGUAACAAUUCAGACAUACGGAUAAUUAUCGUGGAUUUUUACCCCAAGACUUUUAUUAGUGGGAAUUAAUUGUGGGUAAUUUGGUGAGAGAGAGGGGGGUAGGAAUGUGAAAUAAAAAUAGGUGAAGUAGGGUUUUGGUAAAUAAGGGAGGGUGUAACUAAUGAAAGUGGUAGGUGUUAGUAGGUAGAGGAAAGAUUUGGUGUGUGGAGGUGCAUGGUGUAGGCCUGAGGCGGAGUCAAGAGCGCACCAGACAUGACCCUUGGUUUGUGGUGAGGCUUAUGGAAGUGGGAAAAGAAAUGGGCCUCACCAGUUAACAAGGGUGGUGGUUCGGGUAUUGACUUCUGCUUGUCUGUCGGCCUUUUUUUUGUUCUUCAUGAAUUCAAUGCUUUUUUUCAAUCACAUUAACUCUUUUCUUCAUUCAGUACUUUUAUGCCCCUCUAAUUCAUCUCUCCCUCUUGAAUUUAUGUCAAGGUUUGUUUUCUUUUU